Messenger RNA from Lindgomyces ingoldianus, 1024 nucleotides. RefSeq lists its product as uncharacterized. The transcript is spliced from 3 exons. The record is from RefSeq and is a predicted model, not a curated record. Bases 1 to 975 code for a protein of 324 amino acids. Lineage: Eukaryota; Fungi; Ascomycota; Dothideomycetes; Pleosporales; Lindgomycetaceae.
AUGUCCGCGCCGCGACUCCCAAAACCCUUCACGCAGGUGUCGAAACUAGCCCAAAACAGCAGCAGCGACAUUGAACAAGCCCCAGAUACCGCAAGGCGAUAUCUCGAGGGAUUCCCCAGCCUCUCUGCGCUUCUUGCCUCCGACCCCGACCUGCAGGUCUACCGCCGUUUCAACCGCCUCGCCUCGCGCAACCUGCUGUACCUGCAGGCCGAGAUCCUAGACUUGGAGACGAGGUUAAAUGACUUCGAUGCCGAGGACUUGGAGAUUGCUAAUGCCGAAGAAGACGGGGGGGGAUGGAUGGAGGUCAAAUUGAAUGCCAGGUGCUGGGAAAUCUUCAGGGAAAAAGCGGAGCAGGGCGAGGAAAAAGAACGCGAGCGAAUGCGCCUAAUCCGAGAGAUUCGUGAACGCAUGGCAGAGUACCAGGACGCUCUGAUCCGCCAGAGCACACUCCUGAACCUGGAGAAUCCAAACCCGCGAGUCCGAGGCGCUGUGACAGGCUGGUUUGACUUGAACAAGCCGCUCGUCGGCCACUCCAAAGACAUGUUCAACGGAAAAGCAAAGUACGAUACCGUGGCUCUCCGUACCCCGGCUGACCAGGAUCGGUUGACCAUGUUCUUGCAAAACUACCUGGGCUACCUUUUCCGACACCGAAAGACAAACAAAGAUUAUCCGCUCGACUGGGAAGGCAUGUACUACUUCCCCGAGACUACCAUAAAGCACAUUGUGUCGUUCACGAGCGUCCUGCUUGCUGCUGCCUUGCUUGUCGGGGCCAUCACGAGUUUAUACUUCGUUAAGAAGCCAUCCAACAUGAUCGGCUUGCUUGCAGCUUUUACGACUAUGUUCGCGGGCAGCGUGGGGCUACUGACAAAUGCGAGGAAAGUGGAUAUAUAUGCGGCCACGGCAGCAUAUGCUGCCGUUCUAGUCGUUUUUGUAGGUAAUCUUGGAAUAGCUACUGGGCCCGGAUCACCGUCUUAGCACAUUCCAUUUAUUACACCUUGACACCUAACGUGGAGCAUGACCAGAG